GGGCACCUUAGACUAAGUCAGCCUCCCACCACCUGAAAUGCUCAUUGCACCCUUUACUUUUCCUUCAUAGCAUGUCUAUUUGUAAUCAUAUACAAGAUUAGAUUGUCCAUCUCUCUGCCAUUAGACUGCAAAUUCCAUGAACGAGGGACAAUGUCUCUUCAGCACUAGUGUAGCAGUGUUAUCGGAAAGGGGUCCUGAUCCAGACACCAAGAAAGGGUUCUUGGAUCUCGAGCAAGGAAGAAUUCAGGACAAGACCAUAGAGUAAAGUGAAAGCAAGUUUAUUAAGAAGGUAGAGGAAUAAAAGAAUGGCUACUCCAUAGGCAGAGCAGCCCGAGGGCUACUCGUUGCCCAUUUUUAUGGUUAUUUCUUGAUGAUAUGCUAAACAAGGGAUGGAUUAUUCAUGCCUCCCCUUUUUAGACCAGAGAGGGUACCUUCCUGACAUUCCCAUGGCAUUUGUAAACUGUCAUGGCGCUGGUGGGAAUUUAGCAGUGAGGACGACCAGAGGUCACUUUCAUCACCAUCUUGGUUUUGGUGGGUUUUAGUCGGCUUCUUUACUGCUACCUGUUUCAUCAGUAAGGUCUUUAUGAUAUGCAUCUUGUAUCUUGUAUUUUUAUGACCUCCUAUCUCAUCCUGUGACUUAGAAUGCAUAACCAUCUGGGAAUGCAGCACAGCAGGCCUCAGCCUUAUUUUACUCAGCCCCUUUUCAAGAUGGAGUUGCUCUGGUUCAAUCGCCUCUGACAGCAGCAUCCUGAACAAAGUGGGCAACUAAUUACACAAUUUCUGGCCUCAAAUAGUUUAUAAUCUAACCUUGAAAAAAAUAGAAAAGAAACAAUUUUACAAUUUGGGGCUUCGAUACAGAUGAAAUAGGUUAUUUUUUUGUGCAAGAAAGUCUUCCUGGAAGUCUUGAAACCUGAAUACAUAAGGAUUAGUUAUUCUAACCAGCUUGAAAAAUUGGCCUAGGCCAAGGCUGUAACCAAGUAUUCUGGUUGUCUAGGAACUGCUCUGACCAUAUUUCCGGCAUAAUUGUUUCUUGCAGAAAAACUACUUCAGUUUUUUUAAAGCUUCUUUUGCCUUCUGUAGGCUUACAUAAAAAAAAAAGUAUUAAGAUCCUUUUGUGGUUCAUAAGCCUGAUGAUUGGGUUUUCAUGCUAUUGUGUGAGUUACCACCCCUACCUCAAACCUUGUUAGGACUCCGCACAUUACCCCUCUGUGUGAAAAAAACAAAGUAAUAAAGGUAAUUCUUUUUUUUUUUUUUUUUUUUUUGCAUAAGCCCUAUCCUUGUAUACAUGAGGUUUCAAAGUGUUUCCAUCAUUAUUUUUACCUUAUAGUAUAUUCACGAGUUUUUUUUUUUUUUUUUAAUACUUUAAGUUCUGGAAUAGUUUUCACGAGUUUUAAGAGACUCUUCUUGGCAAACAGUUCAACUCAAGAGAAAAUACUUUUACCAGCAAGGAGGUAUACCUUGUUAUAUCGGUCUGGGGAUAUGACUUGACAGUUCACCUUGCCAGGAAGAUCUCUGUGAUUUUUUGUUUGUUUGUUUGUUUUGAGACAAGAGUCUCGCUCUGUCCCCGAAGCCAGAGUGCAGUGGCUCACUGCAAGCUCCGCCUCCCGGGUUCAAGCGAUUCUCGUGCCUCAGCCUCCCGAGUAGCUGGGAUUACAGGCGCCUGCCACCACGCCCAGCUAAUUUUUGUAUUUUAGUAGAGACGGGGUUUCCCCAUGUUGGCCAGGCUGGUCUAAAACUCCUGACCUCAGGUGAUCCACCCGCCUCCCAAAGUGCUGGGAUUACAAGCGUGAGCCACCGCGCCCACGGUGGGCGGUGAGAGGAGAGGGGCAAAGUCUAAUUGUUCCAGAGCGACCACAGAAAUAUCUGGAGCUAGUUUCAAGGGCUAUUCCCCGCUAAAGAUUACUUAAUAACACAGUUGGAUGACCACGUUUCAAGAUUUUUGUUCGAUCUGCACAUCCUCCAACAUGUUCCAAGAGGGUGUUUAAAAAGUCACCAAGGACCAUUAGGAUAACCAUUAGGGUAAAGCUGCCAGGACAUCCCUAAAUUGUUUGAAACUACGAUGUCUGCUGAGGAAAGCAGAACAUAAUCAGGCUUUGGAGUUAAGAAAGCUAACCAGUUCCGAAUUUAAUGUCUGAGCCAAAUGAGAAUGUUAAGAUUUAUCUCACAAGUUGUAGAGAAAAUUAAAAACGAUUAAACAUCCGGGCCUUGAAUAAGUGCCCGUCGACUUGGGGAUUAAAUAUGGUAGAGUCCACUUUCCUCACCAGCUGAUGAUAAUAUCUGUUACGUACAGUCCUCCUUUCUCUUCCUUAAUCGGUUGGUUAGUAUUUGCCAACUCUUUCCUGCUUUUCAUCUUCUCUUCCCCCCAUUUAAAUCUUUCCACCAAGCACUCAGAAACACGUCCUACCAGAACGCAACCCGAGCCUGCGCUAGAGGUACGUACAGGUCUUGACCUUUUCCCAGUUCUCCGCCCUUUUCUCCGGUUCUCCGCCCUUUUUUCCGGUUCUCCGCCCUUUUUUCCGGUUCUCCGCCCCUUUUCCGCCACUGCCUGAUGCCUCCCUCCCGGCUGCGCCAGUCCGCGGCCCCCCCACCACACGCCGGCCGUCACGUGACCGCGCAGCGUGCUCCGCCCCCUGUCCCCGGCUCACGUGAUCGCGCCUAGGGAGAAAACGUCUGACCCCAGCCACCGGCCUUCAAGGCACGGCUUUUUAUUCCUUCGGCUGGUCGGCCUCUCGCCCUUCAUACCUGUGCGUCCCUCCGUCCGGUCCCGUCCCGGGGUCACCCCGGAGCCUGUCCGCUAUGCGGCUCCUGCCUCUAGCCCCAGGUCGGCUCCGGCGGGGCAGCCCCCGCCACCUGCCCUCCUGCAGCCCAGCGCUGCUACUGCUGGUGCUGGGCGGCUGCCUGGGGGUCUUCGGGGUGGCGGCGGGAACCCGGAGGCCCAACGUGGUGCUGCUCCUCACGGACGACCAGGACGAAGUGCUCGGCGGCAUGGCUUUUUCAGAAUAUUCUACCACUAAUUGUCAAACAGGACUCCAAGGGGAAGAGCUAAGACAAGAGCAUUUGAGAACUUACUUGGAGCCGAGCAGAACACCACUAAAGAAAACCAAAGCUCUCAUCGGAGAGAUGGGGAUGACUUUUUCCAGUGCUUAUGUGCCAAGUGCUCUCUGCUGCCCCAGCAGAGCCAGUAUCCUGACAGGAAAGUACCCACAUAAUCAUCAUGUUGUGAACAACACUCUGGAGGGGAACUGCAGUAGUAAGUCCUGGCAGAAGAUCCAAGAACCAAAUACUUUCCCAGCAAUUCUCAGAUCAAUGUGUGGUUAUCAGACCUUUUUUGCAGGGAAAUAUUUAAAUGAGUACGGAGCCCCAGAUGCAGGUGGACUAGAACACGUUCCUCUGGGUUGGAGUUACUGGUAUGCCUUGGAAAAGAAUUCUAAGUAUUAUAAUUACACCCUGUCUAUCAAUGGGAAGGCACGGAAGCAUGGUGAAAACUAUAGUGUGGACUACCUGACAGAUGUUUUGGCUAAUGUCUCCUUGGACUUUCUGGACUACAAGUCCAACUUUGAGCCCUUCUUCAUGAUGAUCGCCACUCCAGCGCCUCAUUCGCCUUGGACAGCUGCACCUCAGUACCAGAAGGCUUUCCAGAAUGUCUUUGCACCAAGAAACAAGAACUUCAACAUCCAUGGAACGAACAAGCACUGGUUAAUUAGGCAAGCCAAGACUCCAAUGACUAAUUCUUCAAUACAGUUUUUAGAUAAUGCAUUUAGGAAAAGGUGGCAAACUCUCCUCUCAGUUGAUGACCUUGUGGAGAAACUGGUCAAGAGACUGGAGUUCACUGGGGAGCUCAACAACACUUACAUCUUCUAUACCUCAGACAAUGGCUAUCACACAGGACAGUUUUCCUUGCCAAUAGACAAGAGACAGCUGUAUGAGUUUGAUAUCAAAGUUCCACUGUUGGUUCGAGGACCUGGGAUCAAACCAAAUCAGACAAGCAAGAUGCUGGUUGCCAACAUUGACUUGGGUCCUACUAUUUUGGACAUUGCUGGCUACGACCUAAAUAAGACACAGAUGGAUGGGAUGUCCUUAUUGCCCAUUUUGAGAGGUGCCAGUAACUUGACCUGGCGAUCAGAUGUCCUGGUGGAAUACCAAGGAGAAGGCCGUAACGUCACUGACCCAACAUGCCCUUCCCUGAGUCCUGGCGUAUCUCAAUGCUUCCCAGACUGUGUAUGUGAAGAUGCUUAUAACAAUACCUAUGCCUGUGUGAGGACAAUGUCAGCAUUGUGGAAUUUGCAGUAUUGCGAGUUUGAUGACCAGGAGGUGUUUGUAGAAGUCUAUAAUCUGACUGCAGACCCAGACCAGAUCACUAACAUUGCUAAAACCAUAGACCCAGAGCUUUUAGGAAAGAUGAACUAUCGGUUAAUGAUGUUACAGUCUUGUUCUGGGCCAACCUGUCGCACUCCAGGGGUUUUUGACCCCGGAUACAGGUUUGACCCCCGUCUCAUGUUCAGCAAUCGCGGCAGUGUCAGAACUCGAAGAUUUUCCAAACAUCUGUAGCGACCUCACACAGCCUCUGCAGAUGGAUCCCUGCACGCCUCUUUCUGAUGAAGUGAUUGUAGUAGGUGUCUGUAGCUAGUCUUCAAGACCACACCUGGAAGAGUUUCUGGGCUGGCUUUAAGUCCUGUUUGAAAAAGCAACCCAGUCAGCUGACUUCCUUGUGCAAUGUGUUAAACUGUGAACUCUGCCCGUGUGUCAGGAGUGGCUGUCUCUGGUCUCUUCCUUUAGCUGACAAGGACACUCCUGAGGUCUUUGUUCUCACUGUAUUCUUUUUAUCCUGGGGCCACAGUUCUUGAUUAUUCCUCUUGUGGUUAAAGACUGAAUUUGUAAACCCAUUCAGAUAAAUGGCAGUACUUUAGGACACACACAAACACGCAGAUACACCUUUUGAUAUGUAAGCUUGACCUAAAAUCAAAGGACCUGUGUAGCAUUUCAGAUUGAGCACUUCACUAUCAAAAAUACUAACAUCACAUGGCUUGAAGAGUAACCAUCAGAGCUGAAUCAUCCGAGUAAGAACAAGUACCAUUGUUCAUUGAUAAGUAGAGAUACAUUUUUUUAUGAUGUUCAUCACAGUGUGGUAAGGUUGCAAAUUCAAAACAUGUCACCCAAGCUCUGUUCAUGUUUUUGUGAAUUCUAGGCUGGUGCUGCACUGAAGUAGACCAGUAAGCUUGUAUAAAGGCCAAUUCCAGGUAGCUCUUGAAGGUGAUAGCCAUCUACUUUCCAGUGGCUGCCAACCACAGGGAGUGCCAGUUAACACUGGAAGGAUUAAGGCAAGGUCCCUUCUCUUGAGACUCCCCUCUGAGAUCUGAAAAAUGAAGUGGCUUAGGAACAUCAGCAGUGAAGAACUGCCAAGAGUUGGUGAAGGUUGUCUUUCUUCCGAGGGCCUUCUGAAGACAGGGCUCUUGAACAGACAAGUGGAAGGGCUGUACCAGGGAUAAAGGAAGGAAGUGCCUGUCCAGCAGGGAGCUUGAAUUUAAGUUCCAUGUAUGAAGCCGUUGGCUCUAUCUGCAUUUUUCUGUCAUUCUCUUCAUUUGUUUUAAGGUGGAAAAUUUUCUUACAGUUGAUGCAAAGUAUCAACUACUUUACCCUACCUUCUCCCCUUUUAGAUGGGUUCUUCCUGAGUUUUGGAGUCUUGUACGAUUAUCAGUAUUCCCCUGUCAAAAUCAAAUCUAUUCAGGUUUCUUCACUGUUGAGAACACCUAAAUGUUUUUAUUUUUGAGAAGUGGGAACAGAGUCUCACUAUGUCACCCAGGCUGGAGUGCAAUGGCGUGAUCUCAGCUCACUGCAACCUUCGCCUCCUGGGUUCAAGCGAUUCUCCUGCCUCCGCCUCCUGAGUAGCUGGGAUUAUAGGCACGCACCACCACGCCCGGCUAAUUUUUUGUAUUUUUAGUAGAGACAGAGUUUCACCAUGUUGGCCAGGCUGGUCUUGAACUCCUGACCUUGUGAUCCACCCACCUCGGCCUCCCAGAGUGCUGGGAUUACAGGCAUGAGCCACCACGCUUGGCUAAGAACACCAAAAUUUUUAUGUUUCUUGGCUCAAAAACCAGUUCCAUUUCUAAUGUUGUCCUCACAAGAAGGCUAAUUGGUGGUGAGACAGCAGGGGAGGAGGAAGAGCUGUGGUUUGUAACUUGUUCAACUCAGGCAAUAAGCGAUUUUAGCUUUAUUUAAAGUCUUCUGUCCAGCUUUAAGCACUUUGUAAGACAUGGCUGAAAGUAGCUUUUCUAUCAGAAUUGCAGAUAGUCAUGUUGGGCUAACAGUCAAUUGGAUAUAUUCCUUUACCUCACAUGAUCCCAGCAACUGUGGUGGUAUCUAGAGGUGAAACAGGCAAGUGAAAUGGACACCUCUGCUGUGAAUGUUUUAGAGAAGGAAAUUCAAAAAAUGUUGUAACUGAAAGCAUUGUUGAAUAUGGGUAUCGGCUUUCUUUUUCACUUUGACUCUUAACAUUAUCAGUCAACUUCCACAUUAAUGAAAGUUGACCAUAGUUAUUUCCAAAUAAAAAGAAACCAACUCUUACCAGGUCUUGGACUGUGAUGUCAUAUUAUUCAGUUUUAUGCUUGUUCCUGAGCAGAACUCAUAAGAGUGACAUAGUCAGCUGCCGACGGCACCUCAGCCACGCCACUCUUACUCAGUUCAGUGGGUGUGCUUGUGUGGUGGGGUGUGGUGCAGCCCUCUCUACGCUCUUCUAUUUUUGGUAUAUUUCCUAUCUAACCUUCAAAUAGCUUCCAAUUCUUUUUUUCUUGGACUGGCUUCAUUCUGAAUUUGUGCUAAAAUAAUCUUUCAUAAAGAGACCUCAGUUUAUAGCGUAACAGACUACACAAUGCACUGAUGUUUUCAUAAUGUUUAAGGGACCCACUGCAAGAAGCUUGCUGCCUCCUUUUAAUUGUAUUCAUUUAGAUUUUGAUUUUCCAUGUUAAGAAGGUGAGGUCCAUGUUGGUGCCCUUCAGAGUAGAGAACCAUGUAAACUUUAGGAAUGAACAGAGGCCUUAGGAAUGAAUAGAGAGUUUGCCUUAUACAAUUUCCUGUUACAAAGCUCUCCCUCUCAUGCAAAGUAGGGAACACCUUUUGAGCAUCUUUGAAUUUGACAAAUGGUGCUGUUGCAAACACUUUCUUUUUUUGAGAUGAAGUCUCGCGGUUGUCACCCGGCUGGAGUACAGUGGCGUGAUCUCAGCUCACUGCAACUUCCACCUCCUGGGUUCCAGCAGUUCUCCUGCCUCAGCCUCCCAAGUAGCUGAGAUUACAGGCGCCUGCCACCCCGCCUGGCUGAUUUUUGUAAUUUUAGUAGAGACGGGGUUUCACCAUGUUGGCCAGGCUGAUUAACUCCUGACCUCAGGUGAUCCACCUUUCUCGGCCUCCCAAAGUGCUGGGAUUACAGGUGUGAGCCACCGUGCCCAGCCUGCAAACACAUUUUAGUUGACAACACUAGGGCUGUUGUACAAAAUAGUAAUGAUAGCCAUGGAAGUUUUACCUUAUUCUGUGAGAAGUGUUCUUAAACUUAUUAAGUGUCUAAACUAAGGUUUAGUGCUUUUUUAAAGGAAAGUUGUCCCAGGAUUCAUCCUAAAGAAAGCAAAAGUUAAUUCAACUGAUCCACCAAUGGAAUUAGAUGGGUAGAGCUGGGUUCUUGAGUUUUACCACCAGUUAGUUCCCACUGAAUUUUGUAACUUCCUGUGUUUGCAUCCUCUGUUCCUAUUCUGCCCUUGCUCUGUGUCAUCUCAGUCAUUUGACUUAGAAAGUGCCCUUCAAAAGGACCCUGUUCACUGCUGCACUUUUCAAUGAAUUAAAAUUUAUUUCUGUUCUA
Molecule: messenger RNA, 7843 nt
Organism: Gorilla gorilla gorilla (western lowland gorilla)
Lineage: Eukaryota; Metazoa; Chordata; Mammalia; Primates; Hominidae
Gene: GNS
Product: glucosamine (N-acetyl)-6-sulfatase
Exons: 15
Coding region: 2797-4548 (583 amino acids)
Biological process (GO): glycosaminoglycan metabolic process
Molecular function (GO): glycosaminoglycan binding; N-acetylglucosamine-6-sulfatase activity
Source: RefSeq, a predicted model, not a curated record